This is a messenger RNA of Onychostoma macrolepis, 2821 nucleotides long. It is a transcript of the gene tada2b, whose product is annotated as transcriptional adaptor 2B. The transcript has 2 exons. Gene Ontology annotation, cellular component: nucleus; SAGA-type complex. Gene Ontology annotation, molecular function: transcription coactivator activity; zinc ion binding; chromatin binding. Gene Ontology annotation, biological process: regulation of transcription by RNA polymerase II; chromatin remodeling. Bases 461 to 1693 code for a protein of 410 amino acids. NCBI's taxonomy places the organism in Eukaryota, Metazoa, Chordata, Actinopteri, Cypriniformes, Cyprinidae. The record is from RefSeq and is a predicted model, not a curated record.
GUAACCACAGGCGAUGGCACGGCUAUCAGCAAGUUGACGGCGGGCGCUUCUCGCUCUGGGGUCCCGAGGCAGAAGGAGGAUGGACUAGCAGGGAAGAGCAGUCGCUGCUCGAUGCCAUCGAGCAAUAUGGAUUUGGUAACUGGGUACGAUUCACAAAUGAGUCCAUAUUGAUGCGGCUUUAGUUAACUUACUUUGCAUUGCCAAAUGUGCACAUCAGUGCAAAAUGAUCAUGUUUAGUCUGCAACAAAUGAUGCAUUGCUUACUGAAGAAACUUUGAAAUAGGUUUUUAAGAACCAAGCAGGGUUUGUGCUGCACAUUGUAUUAAAGCAGAAUGUUCUCAAAGCACCCCAUGAUGUACCCCCAGCACUGCACGUUUUGUAUGUCUCGCUGUAUCUGACACACCCACUUCAGGUCUCGCAGUCUCCACUAAUGAGCUGAUGAGGUGAAUCAGGUGUGAUAGAUGAGGGAAACAUACAAAAUGUGCAGGGCUGGGGCUACUUCGAGACAGGAGGAUAUGGCAGCCCAUGUGGGUGCAUCACGCACCCCUCAGGAGGUCAUGGACCAUUAUGUGAGCAUGUAUAUCCAUGGCAAUCUGGGUAAAGCCUGCAUCCCUGACAGCAUCCCCAACCGCGUGACAGACCACACUUGUCCCAGCGGAGGUCCGCUGUCUCCUAGUUUGACUACCCCAUUGCCCCCUUUAGACAUAUCUGUGGCAGAGCAGCAGCAACUGGGAUAUAUGCCGCUUCGUGAUGACUACGAGAUUGAAUAUGACCAAGAGGCAGAGAAACUCAUCAGUGGCCUGUCUGUAAACUACGAUGAUGAAGAUAUCGAGAUCGAGAUGAAACGAGCCCAUGUGGACAUGUACGUGCGUAAGCUGCGUGAACGACAGCGACGCAAAAACAUCGCUCGUGAUUACAAUUUAGUGCCAGCCUUUCUGGGACGGGACAAAAAGGAUAAAGAGCGAGAACGACCAGGUGGGACAGGAGGACUUGGGGGCGUAGGUGGAGCUGUAGGAUUGGGAGGUGGUACCACCAUCAUUCCGACAGGGUCUCUGGGCUCCUCUGUAGCAGCAACACCGAAACGCAAAAUCACCAAGGAAGAGAAAGAGCAACGGACGAAACUACGUGCCCUCUGCCAGUUCAUGCCACAACGUGAGUUUGAGGAAUUCUUCGAUAACAUGCACAAAGAGCGCAUGCUUCGGGCGAAGGUUCGGGAGCUUCAGCGUUAUCGGCGGAAUGGCAUCGCGAGACUCGACGAGUCGGCCGAGUACGAGGCGGCACGUCACAAACGGGAAAAACGGAAAGAGAACAAAAGUAUUGCUGGGUCGAAGAGAGGUAGCAGCGGCGGAGGAGGAGUGGCUGGGCUUGGAGGAGGAGUUGGAGCAGGAGGUGGGCUUGGCGGAGGUGGAGUCAGUGCCAUCAAAGAGGAGGGGAAGGACAGUGAGUUUUCAGCCAUCGAGAACCUGUCUGGCUUUGAGCUGCUGUCCGAUCGCGAGAAGGUACUGUGCAACUCUAUGAACCUUAGUCCCACACGCUAUCUGACUGUCAAGACUAUCAUCAUCAAAGAUCACCUACAGAAAAGGCAAGGCAUUCCCUCGAAAAGCCGCCUACCCAGCUACCUGGACAAGGUGCUGAAAAAACGGAUUCUGAAUUUCCUGUCGGAGAGUGGCUGGAUAUCCCGAGAAGCCUCCUAACCACACUGUCCAAAGAUUUGGCUGUAAAAAUAAUGACUGUAAAUAUAUUUUUCUAAUGUUUUAUAUUGCAUCUCAAAAAAGGCUGUGAGAACUAAAUGACUGUAGGUGCCACACUACUGGUUGUGGACCUUCAGUCAGUCUAACAUGUCUGUCUUUGAUCUCAGAUUUCCUCAUCGAAACAUAAACAUGGUUAUAUUACAUAAUCAGUAUCCAUACGGAGCUUUCCAGCAAGUUGUCCUGUGUAAUAAUAAUACAUCAGAAUAACCACACAAACCCAUUGUCCCACGUUAAAAUGCCUCCGUUUUGAAUGUGAUUUUGAGUGGUGUUGAAUGUUCCCUGCCAAUAGAGUAUAAACAGAAUGUUUAAUGUUGUACAAAGCAGAUUUUUAAAAUUGGUUCUGAGUUUCUUUUUUUCUAAUAAGAAGAAAAUUAGGUCAGAUCCUUGUUCUGCUUGCCAAAAGUCUAAAGUUCCUCUGUUCUAACCUGAAUUUGCCUGUUUCUGUUGGAUAUUUUUGUUGUCAAUUGUGGGAAUGUGAGUCACAUGAAGCAUGCUCCAUACUAUAUAAAUGUCUGAUUAUUAUUAUUUUUUUGGAGUUGACCUUUGUGAGGUUAUGUUACUAUUGAGCAUGUUUCAGAGGCUCAAGUUAAGUGGCACACAUCCAGGCCCUGAUCACCAAUGGAGAACAUUUACCACAAUGCUCCUGUUUCAAGAGAGUAUUGUUCUGAUUUGUUGGGUAAAGUGAGGGUUCAAGUUAAAUACAGCAUGAAAGGUUCUCAUGUCAACACGUACACAAUUUAUAAGCUGAGACUGUAUGUUACAACUACAUACUACUUUUUUUUUUUUUAAAUGCCUUGACAAAAUCUUCAUGCAAUACCAAAUCUUAGACAAACAUAUUUUUCCAUGAUUUUUAAUGCUAUUAUUGACUGCUUGUGUCUACCCCAAAGCUGUAGAAAAAUAAGAAAAGCAAUGUUUUUAAAGGCCAAUACAAAGGUUUAUAUUUUUUACAUAGUUUUGAAAUGUUUACCCAGGUGAAAAACAAGUGUACUUCCAUAAUGUACUUAAAGUGCUCUUUCCAUGCACUAAUUUUGUACUUAAUAUACUAAAAAAGAUAAAGUUAAGAUCAUCUAA